AUGUCGUGCGAAGAAGGGGGCUCUCACCAGUUCUCGAUGCCCAAGAAGCGGUCAUGUUGCUGUGAGUGUCUCACAGCCUCGGAUCCGACGUCACUACCGUCGUCGAGUCCCCACUUUCGCCGUCGUCGUCGUCGGUUUUACGAACCGUUCGCCACAGUACAAACUGGUGUAUCGCGUGAUGGGUUGCCAUUUUAUAGGAGCUGAUAUCAAGUCCCUGUUCUUUCAGUCAAACUAUGCUGCUGCCCAUGCUGGGCCUUCAUGUCGUGUGCCAUGUCCAACGGCAAGUCUGCUUUGAACUUGCUUUCAUGCACAUUUGCGGGGGUCGUUUCCAGGGCACAGGGUCGCAUUAGCUCCGAGAGCUUUGGCGACUUGGCCGGGUGUGCAAAUGUGGGACUACCUCCUUACCCCCUUCUCAAUUUUCAGCAGGAGCAGCGUUUACCUCAUCAGUCGGCAUGCACGGAGGCAGUGAGGAUGGCCCAGAAGUACGUGUCCCUAUUUGGUGGCGAUCCAGUCUUCCGAAUCUGGGAUCGUCGCGUCCGUAGAUCCGAACGAGGUCGCGUGAGCAGAACGAAAGCUGACGUUGAACCCGCCUUAAACGAUCAGAUGACAUGUCUCAAAUGUGGACUGACGAAGUCCGAAGCGAGGGCACUGCAAGUGAUGAAGGAUGCAGAGAAGCGAGGACUUCGAUCUAGGCGGGUUUCCUCAAGUCCCAGUCGCUGAGGCUACCCCUAUCUUUUCACCGAAGGGAUGCUGACGAGGCAUUGAUGAUUCGUACUAUAUUUACAGUAAGGGUCCAGGAUAUUUCAGCAAUCAAGGCAUGACCAUUCCGACCACAACGAUCACGACUCAACACUCUCGUGGCGAACCCGAAUUUUCUUCCCCGACCACGUCGUACCCACCUCCCUCAGCACUGAAUCGAAGUCCCGAACGAUUACGAACCGAUCGACUCACUCUACCCAGCCAUGAAGAUGCUUCUUCCCUCGGUACACCCGUUACACCUCAACGUUCACAAGAAGGGAACCCUGCCGUCGCUUGGGUUGCGAGACAGCAAGCUUAUCAGGCGCAGCAACACGAUUCGGACUAG
This is a messenger RNA of Microbotryum saponariae, 1084 nucleotides long. The record is from the annotation of a GenBank genome assembly. NCBI's taxonomy places the organism in Eukaryota, Fungi, Basidiomycota, Microbotryomycetes, Microbotryales, Microbotryaceae.